AUGUCGGACAGUCACAACCACUAUGCAGGCACAGCACCUGGGGACGGUUCCAUUAUGGAUCCGUCUACUAGUACUGCCCACAACCAUUUCGUUACCCACCAUACCAACCAUGAUGUCGAGCAUGAUCAACCCCAACAAGCAAACACUCAACUAUUGCCUUCCCAUUCGUCGUCAGACACGCCCUUGCUGAGCGAGGAGGAUAAUGGCCUGGCCAUGGUCGAGGAAGAGGAAGAGAUGCAUCACUUUUCUCAACCAAAGCCUUUGUCUACUAGAAUGAAAUGGGUCCAAGUGGCUAUAGUCGGAUCCCUGGCUUUUGCAACACCUCUCGGCUCAUCAAUCUACACUCCAGCCCUGCCUCAACUAAUAUCGGAACUGUCACCUUCCGAGGACCCUUCACUCGCGACACUCACCAUAUCAGCCUACAUCUUUGGCUUCUCGACGGGCCCGCUGCUGAUCGCGCCCCUGUCGGCCGUCUACGGCAAGGUCAGACUGUACCGGCUGUGCGCAGUGUUGUGGGCACUAUUCUCCGCCCUCGCGGCCGUCGCACCAAACAUCUGGUCGCUCGUAGCGCUACGCUUCCUCGCCGGCUGUGUGGGUGGCACGCCGAUGGUGCUGGGCUCGUCCACCGUCGCCGACCUCUUCGACAAGGAGGUGCGCGGCCGCGCGCUGUCGUUCAUCGCCGUCGGCAGCGUCUCGGCGCCCCUGGUCGGCCCCGCGGCAGGCGGGAGGAUCGCACAGUCGGCGCUGGGGUGGAGGGGCUGCUUCGUCCUGCUCGCCUGCGUCGGGGUCGUCAAUGCGGCGCUCACCUUUGUAGGUCUGCGCGAGAGUGCGCCGGAUGGUACUUCAGAAAAAUCGGCCGCGCCGAAAAAGACUGCCGUGUUGCUAAGGGAUGCCGCGGUGCGGCCUCUGACAAUCCUCCUCCAUCCAUCCGUGGCCAGCAUAGUCAUCCUAUCGUCAUUCUUCUACAGCGUGCAAGUGUGGCUGUACGUGGACGUGCCUGCGAGAUACGAGGAUGUCUAUAGCUUCUCCCCGGCAGAAGCCGGAUCCGUAUUCAUAUUUAUGGGGAUCGGAACCCUGGUCGGUCUGCUGGUCUGCGGGACACUGUCGGACCGCGUUAUCGCCACCCGUGCUGCCAGGUCAGAGGACGGUGAGAAAAGAGCCGAGCAUCGUCUGCCGCUGACUGUUUCCGGUGGGGCGAUCGUGUCACUUUCCAUGGUACUUUACAGUUUUGGAGCCGAAAGAGACACAUGGUGGGUGAUUCCGGCGUGCGGGAACGCAUUGAUGGGCAUGGGUCUGUUUGCCAUAUCCAUGUCUUCGGCGCUCUUUCUCGUGGACCUGUCGACCAAACAAGCCGUAUCGACCUCAGCCGCCAUGGGGCUGGUUCGCUUCGCCAUGGGUUCGCUUUCGGCAAUGCUCAUGUCCCGCCUCGAGUCCUCCCUGGGUUUUACGGUGUUGCACUCUGGGGUGAUUUUUUGCUCGUGUUUGGCGACAUGGUUUGGGUAUUGGUUGUUUAAAAAUGGAAAACGGCUGCAAAAUGACAAAGAUCUAGAAGAGUUUGCUUACACAUCAAAAUAG
Pyricularia grisea is the source of this 1575-nucleotide messenger RNA. RefSeq lists its product as uncharacterized. Bases 1 to 1575 code for a protein of 524 amino acids. NCBI's taxonomy places the organism in Eukaryota, Fungi, Ascomycota, Sordariomycetes, Magnaporthales, Pyriculariaceae. The transcript has 2 exons. The record is from RefSeq and is a predicted model, not a curated record. Gene Ontology annotation, molecular function: transmembrane transporter activity. Gene Ontology annotation, biological process: transmembrane transport.